UUAGAGACACUGUAAAUUCAACUAUUAAUAAAACUAUUGAAGUUGUCAAGGGAACUUAUGAUAACAUUGUAGGCAGCAUCAAAAAUACUGAUGCAGACCAAAAAUCUGAAGAUGAUUCGGGCAAAGUUAAAGUUGAUAAAUGA
Messenger RNA from Dentiscutata heterogama, 143 nucleotides. The record is from the annotation of a GenBank genome assembly. NCBI's taxonomy places the organism in Eukaryota, Fungi, Glomeromycota, Glomeromycetes, Diversisporales, Gigasporaceae.